CUCAAGUACCAAUUAUGCACCGCCAUUUAUCACACACGCGUCUGUGCAAUUCCAGCAGAUAGGCCCAAUCUUCGACCCUAUUUGACUUCAUUCAACUCAAAUUGAGCCGAUAUUAGUGUAAAAUCUUCAUCGGACCGAAUAAUUCAAGGGAUGGCCGGCCAAUCUGAUCCAAAUGUUUCUAUAUUUUCCGGAGAAGAGGUUGAGUUUAUGGCUGAAGAUGAAAUGGUGGAGAUCGUCCCCAAUAUGAGAAUGGAGCCUCUCAAUAUGCUCUGUGGAGAUUUUGGUCCAUUCUACCCACAAAUGGCUACCCAAGUACCGAUGUGGCUGGCAAUUGCUCUGAAGAAGAGAGGGAAAUGUACAAUUCGACCCCCAGAGUGGAUGUCCGUCGAAAACUUGACUCAGAUUUUGGAAGCGGAGCGGGAGUCUCAGGCAGCAUUUCAAGUCCUGCCUUUCCAUUAUGUUGAAAUCUCAAGCCUUCUUUUUGAUUAUGCAUCUGGUGACAUUCCUGACCUAUAUAUGGUGAGAUCUCUUAUUAAUGACAUAAGGGAUGCGAGGUUUCUUAAGGUCGAAAGUAGUUUAGAAUCGUUCGAGGAUGCUCGCUCUUCUGCAGUGAAGGUCAAAAAUCUAUCUGCAAUGGAAGUGAAUGUUGUUCGCCCAUUUGAGGCCUUUUAUAAGCAUGGCAGUCCAGAUUUGGUUCCAAAUCCAGAGGCAAUGUCUGCCAGACGGCCACAAGCAACUGAUAACAUACAAAGACGCCCGCUGCGGAGACGGUAAAAGCUUUCAUGGUGACAACAGGUACCUUUGAAUUCAGCCAGAAACACUAAUUUCAGUACGCUCACAAGGAAAGUAGUUCUUCUUUCCUUGAAAACCAUUUUUAGUAGAAUCCUUGUAGUUAUUUAAUCUUUUCUGUUGAACUGUCACAGAGUAAUGUCAUCUUGUUACAUUUAAUAAAACAUUUUUCUAAUACAGAGUUACUUCUUCUGUUGGUCUAA
Molecule: messenger RNA, 992 nt
Organism: Prunus mume (Japanese apricot)
Lineage: Eukaryota; Viridiplantae; Streptophyta; Magnoliopsida; Rosales; Rosaceae
Gene: PSF2
Product: PSF2
Biological process (GO): DNA replication; double-strand break repair via break-induced replication
Cellular component (GO): nucleus; GINS complex
Source: RefSeq, a predicted model, not a curated record